Hippopotamus amphibius kiboko is the source of this 2971-nucleotide messenger RNA. It is a transcript of the gene TBC1D30, whose product is annotated as TBC1 domain family member 30. Bases 27 to 2765 code for a protein of 912 amino acids. The transcript is spliced from 13 exons. The record is from RefSeq and is a predicted model, not a curated record. Gene Ontology annotation, cellular component: endoplasmic reticulum. Lineage: Eukaryota; Metazoa; Chordata; Mammalia; Artiodactyla; Hippopotamidae.
GGAGCGGCGGGAGCCGGGUCGGGGCCAUGGAGGUCCUGCCCGCCGGCGGGGACCGGACCAGGCGUCCGCAGCCCGACGCGAGGCCGGAGGACGCAGGGCCCGGAGCGCCUCUGGUUCCAAACCUGCGACGAGGGGCGCCUCCGGAGGAGCGAGCGCUGGGCUCCCGGGACUCCUGGGUGGGCGAGGAGGACCCGGAGCCCGGCGAGCCGCGGGGCAGCCGCACGGCGUCCCUGGUGAGCGGGCUGCUCACCGAGCUGUACAGCUGCACCGAAGAGGACGAGGCAGCCGGUGGGGGCCGCGGGCCCGGGGGCCGCCAGCGGCGCCGAGACAGCCUCGACAGCUCCACCGAGGCCUCGGGCUCCGACGUGUUCCUGGGCGGCCGCGGCGGCGCGGGCGAUUCCCGGGUGCUGCAGGAGCUGCAGGAGCGGCCGAGCCAGCGGCACCAGAUGCUGUACCUGCGGCAGAAAGACAUGAAUGAACUGAAGACGAUCCUUCGAGAACUAAAGUACAGGAUUGGCAUUCAAUCGGCGAAGUUACUUCGGCAGCUGAAGCAGAAAGAUAGGCUUGUGCACAAAGUACAGAGGAACUGCGAUAUUGUGACUGCAUGUCUGCAGGCCGUGUCUCAGAAGAGAAGAGUUGACACAAAGUUGAAGUUCACUCUUGAGCCAUCUUUAGGUCAAAAUGGUUUUCAGCAGUGGUAUGAUGCUCUCAAGGCAGUUGCCAGGCUAUCAACAGGAAUACCAAAGGAAUGGAGGAGGAAGGUGUGGUUGACCUUGGCAGAUCACUAUUUGCACAGUAUAGCCAUUGAUUGGGACAAAACCAUGCGCUUCACUUUCAACGAAAGGAGUAACCCUGAUGAUGACUCAAUGGGAAUUCAGAUAGUCAAGGAUCUUCACCGCACAGGCUGCAGUUCCUACUGUGGCCAGGAGGCUGAGCAGGAUAGGGUUGUGUUGAAGCGCGUCCUGCUGGCCUACGCACGCUGGAACAAGACUGUCGGAUACUGCCAAGGCUUUAACAUCCUGGCUGCACUCAUUCUGGAAGUGGUGGAGGGCAACGAAGGGGAUGCUCUGAAAAUUAUGAUUUACCUUAUAGACAAGGUACUUCCUGAAAGCUAUUUUGUCAACAAUCUCCGGGCACUGUCUGUGGAUAUGGCCGUCUUCCGAGACCUCUUGAGAUUGAAGCUCCCAGAAUUAUCUCAGCACCUGGAUACUCUUCAGAAAACUGCAAACAAGGAAAGUGGAGGCGGAUAUGAGCCCCCGCUUACCAAUGUCUUCACGAUGCAGUGGUUUCUGACUCUCUUCGCUACGUGCCUCCCUAACCAUACGGUUUUAAAGAUUUGGGAUUCAGUCUUCUUUGAAGGUUCGGAAAUCAUCCUAAGGGUGUCGCUGGCUAUCUGGGCAAAGUUGGGAGAGCAGAUAGAGUGUUGUGAAACAGCCGAUGAAUUCUAUAGCACCAUGGGGCGCCUCACCCAGGAGAUGCUGGAGAGUGAUCUUCUGGAAAGCCAUGAACUCAUGCAGACUGUUUAUACUAUGGCUCCAUUCCCUUUUCCACAAUUGGCAGAGUUGAGGGAAAAAUACACUUACAACAUUACACCAUUCCCAGCCACAGUUAAGCCCACCUCAGUUUCUGGACGACGUGGUAAGGUCCGAGACAGCGACGAAGAGAAUGACCCAGACGAUGAAGAUGCUAUUGCUCAUGCAGUGGGGUGUCUUGGACCUUUCAGUGGGCUCCUGGCACCUGAACUGCAGAAGUACCAAAAGCAAGUUAAAGAACCAAGUGGGGACCAGAGUCUGAGAUCCAAUAACAUUGCGGAGCUGAGUCCAGGAGCGAUCAAUUCCUGCCGAAGUGAGUACCACGCAGCUUUUAACAGUAUGAUGAUGGAACGCAUGACCACAGAUAUCAACGCUCUGAAGCGGCAGUACUCUCGGAUUAAAAAGAAGCAGCAGCAGCAGGUUCAUCAGGUGUAUAUCAGGGCAGACAAAGGGCCGGUGACCAGCAUUCUCCCAUCUCAGGUCAACAACUCUCCAGUUAUAAACCACCUCCUUUUAGGAAAGAAGAUGAAAAUGUCAAACAGAGCUGCCAAGAAUGCUGUCAUCCACAUCCCUGGUCACACAGGAGGCAAAAUAUCUCCCGUCCCCUAUGAAGACCUUAGGACCAAGCUCAAUUCUCCAUGGCGAACUCACAUCCGGGUCCACAAAAAGAACAUGGCGAGGACCAAGAGUCAGCUGGGCUGCGGGGACACCAUUGGGCUGAUAGAAGAGCAGAACGAGGGCUCCAAGACUCAGAACCUGGGGGCAGCGGAGACAUUUUCCUCUGAUUGUGUGGGGACAGCUCGAAGGGAAGGCGGCAGCUUGGAAGGCGGCACUGGGAGGACCAUCGAAGGGCAGUCUCCGGAGCCGGUGUUUGGAGAUGCUGAUGCUGAUGUGUCUGAGGUCCAGGUGAAGUUAGAAGCCUUGGUACUGAACUCAAGGGAUGCUGCUGCUGAAACUGAGCCCAAGGUGCACCCGCCCUGCCAGCGGCACUUCCCGGAGCUGCCAGAUGCAUCUGGAGGAAACAAGGCCCCCGGCAAGUCUCCCCAAGGCAGCCACCCAAAAACUCCCAUCUUUAGCCCCUUUCCCAGCGUCAAGCCCCUGCGGAAGUCAGCCACUGCCAGGAAUUUGGGGUUAUAUGGUCCUACAGAAAGAACCCCAACUGUGCACUUUCCUCACAUGAGCAGGAGCUUCAGCAAGUCCAGCAGUGGAAACAGUAGCACUAAGAAACGGUGACAUCGCUCAGAAACUGUGUAUCCACAUUCACCUCUUCACCUCCGCAGAAGGGUUCCAGCUGGAUGGCUCCAGAAGAGUUUCAGUGGUCCUUUGCAAACGAAUAGAUAGGUUCAGAGAUGAGCAGCGGUCCAUGAACAUGGGAACUGGAAAUUUUGUAAUGGGCGCUAGAAUAGGGAUGUCUUCCCAUCACCGGUACAGUGGGUUCA